UCAGUGUGAUAAUUACUCAUACACCUUUCGCUGCAGUUUGAUCUUCAGUGGCUGACAUAAUGACUCACACGUGCCCUUUUCACCAGUCAGCUGAGAUGAACCCAGCGCUAAUGCCGUUGGACUGGCUUCUUGGGGUCUGGGAGUUAGACGAGCCAGGAGAAGGCUCCUUUCCCUCCAUACCCCCUUUCCGCUACAACGAAACUCUGCACUUCUCCCAUGUCGGCCAACCAGUCAUCUACUUCAUGUUUAAUGCAUUCAACGCAGAAAAUAAGAAACCGUUGCACAGGGAGUGUGGCUUCAUCAGGAUGCAGCCAGGCACCAACAGAGUAGCCUUCAUUAUUGCACAGAACUCUGGGCUGGUGGAGGUGGAGGAAGGAUUACUUACUGGACAGCAGUUGACUCUACACACCCAUGCCCUGGCCAGGACCUCGUUUGCUAAAGAACCCCAUGUACAGCAGAUUUCCAGAGUCUUCCAGCUGAGACCGGACGGUAAGCUGGAGCAGACAGUCUCCAUGGCCAUGGAGGGCGGGCCACUGAUUCAGCACCUGUACAUCACCUACUGUAGCUCUGCUCGACCACAAGGAGGCACUAUAUGAUCUUAGGUUUUGGUUGCACUAGAUGGGAAACACAAGUUGGGGCAGAAAAUUUAAUAGUGAAACUAGAUAUUGUCGGGCUGUGAAUUUUCAGGAGAUUCAGUGAAGUUGCCGGACUUCCAACUUCGUUGGCUGAUCCCUCCUGAUAACCUGGUUGAUCUUGAUCAUAAUGGGAGCACACCGUGGCUCAUUGUCUCAGUAAAUUGAAUGAGGAAACCAGUGGUCUCUUCCAAACAGGCCUUUAACUGGGUUAUGUAGAUGAAGAACAAAGACACGCAGUCUUGAGUUCCUGAAGUUGCUGAGCCUCUUUGACCUGUUGCGGUCAGUCCCCUUUAAUUGGGAACUAGGAAAUGCCGGGAGUCAUUUUGGUUGCACUGUUGAUUAACGUUUGACUACUGUUGGACUAUUCCAUGUGAUUCCUAGUUAUGUCAGUGCACUAUUAAAGAGCUUUUGUUAAUGACA
Esox lucius (northern pike) is the source of this 1055-nucleotide messenger RNA. Its product is annotated as THAP domain-containing protein 4-like. The record is from RefSeq and is a predicted model, not a curated record. The transcript has 5 exons. The coding region runs from base 60 to 596 and encodes 178 amino acids. NCBI's taxonomy places the organism in Eukaryota, Metazoa, Chordata, Actinopteri, Esociformes, Esocidae.